Molecule: messenger RNA, 549 nt
Organism: Ilex paraguariensis (yerba mate)
Lineage: Eukaryota; Viridiplantae; Streptophyta; Magnoliopsida; Aquifoliales; Aquifoliaceae
Source: the annotation of a GenBank genome assembly
AUGGGAGAUUCAUCACUUAGACAUGUACAAACAGCCACUGAGCCAAUCCCCAAAACAAAUUUCAUUCAAAUUUCAUGUGACAACACAUUAUACCCUCUACUGUGUUACAAAUCCCUCUCGAAAUAUGCAAACAAAAUCCAAACCAGCCCCAAACUCUUAGCAAACACUUCCCUCUCCGUCGCCCUUUCAGCCACUCGAUCAACCUCCUUGAUGAUGAAAAAUAUUUCGAAAACUCAGGGCUUGAAGCCGAGAGAGAAAGCAGCCAUGCUCGACUGUGUGGAGGAAGUGAGCGAUUCCGUGUAUCAGCUCCACAACUCUAUGAAGGAGAUGGAGAAAGCUAAUAGUGGUGGCUCCAACUUUGAGUUUCUAAUGAGUAACAUUCAAACAUGGACGAGUGCUGCUCUUACAGAUGAUGAUACGUGCUUGGAUGGAUUUUCGGGGAACGCCAUGAACGGGCAAAUCAAAACUCUAGUCCGGAGUCGUGUUUUGAAGAUUGUGCAUUUGACAAGCAUUGCCUUAGCUUUUAUCAACAACUAUGCUGCAAAUUAA